AUUUCUGCAGCGUUGAGAUGCGGCGUGAGCCCUCCAGUGGCCAGUCCUCACUCAGAACCCAGAGCUCAAUGACCUCUCUGCGCACAGAGAGCAGCUGGUCAAAGGAUUCUGUUGAGGACAAAGCUGUUCCUGGCCAACCCAUCAACUUUGGCACCGUGGUCCCAGGAGUCUACCGAAGCAGCUAUCCCCAGGAGGCUGACUAUCCUUUCAUUGAGAAGCUAGGCCUAAGGACCAUCAUCACACUUGUCGACAAGGAAUUCCCCGAGACGUUUCUGCCUUUCAUGAAGACCAACAACAUCAAGCACUGCCACAUCACCAUGGAGGGAACCAAGAAGCAGACCAUCCCUGUUCAGACUAUGUCUGCUAUCCUUGAGGUGAUACACGACAAGCGCAACCACCCUGUCCUGAUCCACUGCAACCAGGGAAGACACCGCACUGGCUGUGUCGUGGCUAUUACACGCAAGCUUCAGGAGUGGAAUGCCGAACGCAUCCUUGAUGAGUAUAAGUCCUACGCCCAUCCCAAGAUCAGGGAUGGUGACGUUGAGUACAUCAACGGCUUCCAGGUUACCGCCAUCCAGCACCUGGGUCUGGUCCCUCUUGUCGAGAAUCUACCCGUUCAAAAUGUUCAGCCUCGACCCCGUCCUGCUCGUCUUUACGCUGUGGCAGCCCUAAUUAUCAUGGUUUUCGUUUCUGUCAAAGAGGUCAUGAGCGGUGCUUAGUUACUGAGCCGACAUCUCCUCUGGGACCUUAUCUUCAUCACCCGCUGGCCAUAUCUUCCUGCGAUGGCGCUCACCCGGGGCAAUCGAUGAUGAAUGGACUGCGACUCCAACCAGGACUUAUUCGACGGACUUUUGAAUUAUUCUUUUUGUUUUUCUUUUGUUUGAGGCCUUGCAUACCACUGGUGGGGAUCUGCUCUCUGGGGCAUAGACAUGGUAUUAUGGAGGCUAUCAAGAGCUGAGACGACCUCCUGGCGUUCGGGGAACGGGAACUUGUCGCGGUUCAGACGGCACCUUUGAUUUGACUGACUGGACACGUCCCACACAAAGUAGAAAAGUUUGGACUGGAGUUUGGUGGUGGCAGAGCUUCGCAUAGCGGUUUACAGUACCAGGAGCAAUGUACAUUAUCGGGCAGAUGGUGGCAGAAACGGCGAGACGGAGUUUCUGCUCAGAACACAUACAAAAUGGGCUGUUAGACAGAACAGAAUUUUUUUACGAGUAAAAAAUGAUAGGCAGGCCCAAAGCUUGAUUUC
Molecule: messenger RNA, 1249 nt
Organism: Cryphonectria parasitica EP155
Lineage: Eukaryota; Fungi; Ascomycota; Sordariomycetes; Diaporthales; Cryphonectriaceae
Exons: 3
Coding region: 69-719 (216 amino acids)
Biological process (GO): protein dephosphorylation
Cellular component (GO): cytoplasm
Molecular function (GO): inositol diphosphate tetrakisphosphate diphosphatase activity; phosphatase activity
Source: RefSeq, a predicted model, not a curated record